CAAAGCUAGUGGUCGAAUAAUUUCGCUGCUAAUUGUAUAUUAAAAUUAAUUAUUUUUUAUUCAUAAGAGUGUGAGAAAAUUUUGAAAUUUUAAAAUCAAAAUGAUUACUUAUACCAAGGGUGUACUGAUUAAAUGCGAUCCCCGCACAAAGCAAUACAUUUUGUAUUUGAGUGAAAGCAAGGCAUUGGGUAAAGAAUUUGUUGAAUACGAUUUGGAUGCAACCCAUAUUUUCGUUGAAGAGGAAAUCAAGGAGAAAUUGGAAAAGAGGCUUGAGAAAAUGCAGGACGUUCUAGACGGUGUUGUGAAGAAGAAAAAGAAUGUCAUAAACAAACAUGAACCGUGGGCUGCAAUACACGCCAGAUUUGGUAUUGAAAAUUGAAAACGUUCUCGUAAAUUAGACGUACAUAGCA
This is a messenger RNA of Teleopsis dalmanni, 410 nucleotides long. RefSeq names its product general transcription factor IIH subunit 5-like. The record is from RefSeq and is a predicted model, not a curated record. Lineage: Eukaryota; Metazoa; Arthropoda; Insecta; Diptera; Diopsidae. Bases 101 to 379 code for a protein of 92 amino acids. Gene Ontology annotation, cellular component: transcription factor TFIIH holo complex; transcription factor TFIIH core complex. The transcript has 2 exons. Gene Ontology annotation, biological process: nucleotide-excision repair; transcription initiation at RNA polymerase II promoter; transcription by RNA polymerase II.